Messenger RNA from Cyprinus carpio (common carp), 3004 nucleotides. RefSeq names its product SH2 domain-containing protein 3C-like. Gene Ontology annotation, molecular function: guanyl-nucleotide exchange factor activity. The record is from RefSeq and is a predicted model, not a curated record. NCBI's taxonomy places the organism in Eukaryota, Metazoa, Chordata, Actinopteri, Cypriniformes, Cyprinidae. Gene Ontology annotation, biological process: small GTPase-mediated signal transduction; positive regulation of peptidyl-serine phosphorylation.
GUGUACACUUCUGUCAACACACACACACACACACACACACAUACAAACAAACCCUACAAGAGCCAGAAGAGAGGACUUGUGGCUCCCCGUCCCGGAAAAGACACAAGAGGACACAGAAGUCAGAGACCAUGAUCAAACGCAAACUGAGCUUCAAGUGGUUUGGUAGUCUCACCAGCCUCCGGCGGAAAUCAGACUCUCAGAAGGAUGAUGUCAAAGAGGUGUGCACCGAUGAUAUGGGCAUGCAUCCACGGAGCCCGAGCUAUGCCAGCUCCAGUGAAAUGUACACGCACAUGGGCACCAUGCCACGAAACCCAAAGAAGGACAAAAGCUUGAAGAAGAGCAAGUCCAAGGACAAGACCAACCUCAGUCAGAGUCAAAGCAUGAGACCUCCACAGGACCAUGUCGUUGAUUCCCCACUUCUCAGCGUACUCUCCGGGAAGGGCCUGGAGGCCCUGGAGAACCCCAUCUUGGAGGACAAGCCAGCUGCAGGAACCAGAGAUAAUCACAUUCAGAAUCGUGACCUUCCAUCUCCACCGACUAUGGAUGGACACUCAACAAAGCUGGAAGAUGAAGAUAAGGAGCCAUUAGUUGACUCCAAGCUACAUGUUGAUCCACCAAAUGCAUGUCUAGAAUCUUCACCAGAUCUAAGUGUGCCAGACAAAGGGCCAGACAUCCAGCCAGUGCUGCCCAAGAAGAGACAUAAAGAAGGAGACACCUCCAUGAAGGACGCUGAGGAGCUCCAGGUGGAUGGUAAUUUGAUUCAGUUACCUCUGAAACACAGCAGUCAGGUGGAGCAGAAGCAAGCAGUAGAGGAAGAUGCUAAGAUAAGAUCAGACUGCAAACAAGACAGUCAGGAAGAGAAAGAGCCUAACAGACAGCUGAACGCCAGAGACAACCAAGGAGAAUAUGUGGAAUUCUCCAAGGAGAAGUACCUGCUGGAGUCGCCCCCGGAGAAACUCAGGAAGGAGCUGGAGGAGGAGCUCAAACUCAGUAGCAGUGACAUGAGGAGCCACGGCUGGUACCAUGGCCAUAUUCCACGAGAGGCCUCAGAAACUUUGGUUCUGCGUAGCGGUGACUUCCUCGUACGGGACUCCCUGUCGACCGUGGGUGACUAUGUCCUCACGUGUCGCUGGCAGCAGGAAGUGAUCCACUCUCGGAUCAGUAAAGUCCUGGUCAAAAGCGGGCAAACCAAAAUCCAGUACAUGCUGGAGCAUGAGAGCUUCGACUCUGUCCCCACGCUGGUCAGGCACCACCACGCCACCACACGACCACCUUCCCACCCACCCAACCUAACCCACCUUCUCCGUCCAACCAACAGCACGCUGCCGCUGAGGUACUUGGAGGCGACGUUUGCUUUGGCCGGUGGGAGACCGGGAUCUGCACAUUCACCAUCGACCCAGAGGGGGGCACACAUCAAGAGACGAAGCGUUACUAUGACGGAUGGACUGACGACGGAGAAGAUCAUUCCUCACAGCCCUUCUACAGUGCACCAUAAGGAUGCCAUGAGGAACUGCGCCAUGAGCAUGGAUCAGAUCCAAGAGUACCGCUGCCCACUGUCUCCUGUGGGGGAAACACCUCUAUCACCUGCCUACAGCUCCAUCUCCCGCCACAGACAUGGCUCAGGAGGGCGUGUCCUCGCCGUGAUCCCACCUUCUCCAGUGAUGCGGCGCUCCAGCGAUCCCCAUCUCUCGCCAUCCUCCUCCAAUAACAACCUUCCCUGCUCAGACGCUCCCCCCAGCACCCACUCCAUGCCUGCACACGGUUACCCAUCCGAGAGUUCAGAGCAGGGUGGGAAUUAUUGUGAGCUGAGACCCGGUCAAGCCCCCAUUCCUCCCUGCAAGAGCUACGUAGAGAGGCUGAGGGUGGAGGAGGGCCAAAGCCCGGGCUCUGGAGCCCCAGAUGGGGUGGAGGGCUUCAUGCUCCCCCUGGUGGAGACCAGCUCCUCCUUCAAGCCUGGGAAAUACCAGUCCACUCUUCUGCCAGCCGAGAAUAAACCUCUGGAGAUGAGUGUGUUGAAGAGGGUAAAGGAGCUGCUGGCAGAGGUGGAUCCCAAAACAGCCGCCAAGCACAUCACCAAGGCAGACUGCACGGUUGCUAGGAUACUGGGCGUUACCAAGGAGAUGCAGAGGAUGAUGGGAGUGAGCUCGGGGCUGGAGCUGCUGACUCUUCCACAUGGACACCAGCUGAGGCUGGAUCUGCUGGAGAGGUUUUACACCAUGUCUAUAAUGAUGGCGGUGGAUUUGCUGGGUUGUACGGGAAGCACAGAGGAGAGAGCCGCCCUCCUGCAUAAAACCAUCCAGCUGGCUGCUGAACUCAAGAGCAACAUGGGCAACAUGUUCGGAUUCGCUGCGGUCAUGAGAGCCCUGGAGCUGCCGCAGAUCUCACGGCUCGAGCAGACAUGGAUCACACUGCGACAGAGACACACAGAAGGUGCAAUCCUCUAUGAGAAGAAACUCAAGCCAUUCCUGAAGGCCAUGAAUGAUGGGAAAGAGACCUGUGUCCUCUCGAACACCUCUUUCCCUCCCGUGGUGCCGGUGUUGUCGCUGCUGGAGCGCGGUGUGGCGGCUGGGGAGGCGCUGGAGUCCUGGGAGAGUGUGGAGUCUGGAGUGGACGUGGUCAUGAGUCACCUGGAAGCAGCACGAACCAUCGCUCACCACGGAGGACUGUAUCGCACCAACGCUGAGAGCAAACUACAGGAUUUCCAGGAGCGGAAGGAGGUGCUGGAAAUCUUCUGUACAGAGUUUCAGAUGAGGCUUUUAUGGGGCAGUCGUGGCUCUGAAGGCAGCCAGGCCGAGCGCUAUGAGAAGUUUGACAAGGUCCUCACCGCUCUGUCCCACAAGCUAGAACCUGCUGUACGACACAGUGAAUUAUAGCACCCCUGCACCCAAAAAUGUUAUGAUCCCUGACCUUGCUGUCACUCCUACUCCUGGACCAGACCAUGCUUUUUUGGGGGUGGAGCCGCAUGGGCGGAAAUGGAGAACAUUGACGGACUCACUCCGCAAAA